UAGGAGACGCCGCAGACCGUGAGGCGCCGGCGAGCUUGCGUAUCUCUAGUGGGAGCGACUACCUUUUCUCCGGAUGUUCGGUUUUGUUUCCUCCUUCAGCCUAUUUCUCGGACCCGCGCCUUUUUGAGUGGUUCCCUUCCUCCUUUGCCCCCUUUUCGGGCCACAUCAGGCGGGAGGCUUCCAGAAAGUCGACAAGUCAUCUUUAGGUCUUUGAAUUCUACAGGGGACAUUUGGGAAAACUUUUCACUUAUGAAUUUUCCUUGUUCCAUUGGUCCAGCUUGCAGGAAGCCAAGGUGAGAAUCCUGAGGUGAAAGGAGACACCAAGACUCUGAAUUUCAGGUCAAUUGCAAGGCUGAUAUUUACCCAGCUAACACUAGAUGUCACCAUUGUGCUGUGGAAAAUGUAGCUGACAUUCAGGUGUCCUAUUUAAUAUUCAGGACCGAGGGAAGCCUUCAAGUGUUUGAAAUUGUUCAUUUCUCUCCUCUCCUGAUCCCAGUAUAUGAUUACUGUGGCCUUAUUAAAACUCCCUGAACCUUGAUUUUCUCAUGCGUAUGAUUCAUUCCGCAUCCCUUGAGCCGGGUAGUGCUUGAGGUUGUCCAAGCUCCAAGGAAGACACCAGGGAGGGCGCCGGCCUCAAAGCUCCUGGUGGAGGGUCUCCCCGUGCAGCGGUUCCCACCUCUGGGUCUCUGCCUCGGACCUGCGCUAUCUUCCCCCACCCCAACCCCGCUGUCAGAGGCGACACAGCUGCAAGCUCCACUACUGCAGCCUGAGCUGGAAAGAGAGCAGCCUGGGGAUGGUGAGCUCGAGGGAAGUGUGUGCAGAUGGCACUGCCCUGCAUGAGAGGGAAAGAGGCAAGGAGGCCGUGCAGAGUUUUAGAAUGAGGAAACCUCCUGGCCCUGAGAGACAGAACAGCCCCCUGGGUUCUGUCACUGAAAGCUGAGGCUUUAACCAAGGCUGUGGAAGUGUCCAGUUGUUUUGGAGCGUCCAAACCCAGCAGUUUGGUACACCACAUGUAGCACAGAAGUUAUCGUUCCCCAAAGUCUUUAAUGAUUCCUGGGCUUUGGCAGGAAAUAUCAGGAAAGCACAUACUGUAUACGGAAUAGAGGAAAAUGAUUAGUGAGACCUCACUAAUAUUUUAAUUUGUUGCCUUAGUAAUUCAGAAAUUUCUGUUUAGGAUAGUGUACUUCAUGAGUAUAUGGGGUCUUGUCCUCAGUGAAAAGAACAAGGGCUCUCCAGGUAAUUAGAAACAGAAGCUCUCUGGUUUGUGAGGGAUGUCUAGGUAAAGGCAAUCUCCUUAUUCACAGGCUUAUUUACCCUUGGAUUUAUGGAAAGUAGCCCAAUUAUCUAGGCAGAGUAUGUUUCAUACAUUUCCUGUAUUGAUGCAUUUAAGAAUAUUUUAACCAACUUACAUUUAUUGUGAUAAAUUUUGGUCUGACAUCUGUCAUCUUGAAUGCUUUUAAUUUUUAAUGAAUACUUGUGUCCUAUUUUGUCCCUUUUGCUUUCUUUGCUCUUUUAUCAAUUUCUGUUAAAGAUUUUUUUGAUGUGGACCAUUUUUAAAAUCUUUAUGGAAUUUGUUACAAUAUUGCUUCUGUUUUAUGUUUUUUGGUUUUUUUGGCCUCAAGGCAUGUGGGAUUUUAGCUCCCUGACCAGGGAUUGAACCUGCACCCCCUGAAUUGGAAAGUGAAGUUUUAACCACUGGACUGCCAGGGAAGUCCCUCUCUUUUCUCAAUUUUUUAAAAGAACUAAAGCAUUACAGAUGGAAUUGAAGUCCCCUGUAUACAUCUUUUGAAUUGCAUUUACCUCUCUGUGGUUCCAGAGCUUAAAUCCAUUCUUCAUACUGCAGUUGCAACUUGAUUGACCUACAGAGAAAUCUGACCCGAUCCAAUGAGCACAGCCAGCUUGACUGCAGUCAAAUAAGAGAAUCCCCAAAUGCUAGCGCUUAUCGAGGCUGCGCUUUGGCUUCCUCCGCCCCAUACAAAAUGCUGAAAGGCAGUGCCACCAUAGGCCACCGGGAAAAAAAGCAGCCUGCUCUUCGUAGGAGUUGGUCCGGGUGAAAGGGAGUGAAGCCCGCAGAGAAGCGCGGGCGUUCUACAAGAGCGGAAGCGCAGGCUCCGUAAAGCGCGCCAGCUGGUGAAGUACUUCCGGAGCGCCGGAGCGCCGCAGCCCACCGUCGGAGCCCCUGCCCUUCAUUGAGAGGGAGCCCCGGUGAUGGCUAUCAGGCCCCUUAAAGCCUGGCACAAGGUCCGUGAUUAAAAACGUGCGCCAGGGAAAGAAAGCCAGAGUCCACAGAGAGGAGCGUUGUGGCUUCCUAGAGAGGAAGCUCGUGAAGCUUGGGCAUCGCAGCCGACGUAGUGACGCACUUCCGGUCACGCCGCACAUUGCACCUUUCCCGAGCCCCUGCCCUUCAUUGAGAGGAAGCCCAAGUGAUGGCUGUCAUGCCCCUGAGAGCCUGGCACCAGGAGGUGGUGACCUUUGAGGACGUGGCUAUAUACUUCACCCAGACAGAAUGGGCUGGCCUUUCUCCUGCACAGAGGGCCCUGUACAGAAGUGUGAUGCUGGAGAUUUAUGGGAACUUGACGUCUCUGGGAUACCCAGUUCCCAAACCUGCAUUGGUCUCACUUCUGGAGAGAGGGGAUUUGCCUUGGGGCCUGGAGACACAGGAUGAUCCCCCUGCACAGGGGACCAAAGACAUCUGUAAAAAUGCUGGGACCAACACUGACAAUGAGUUAACACCAACAUGGGGAGUUUCUGAAGAAAGAGAUAUGAUGAUGUUACAUGGGCCACAGAAGAAUGUUCUUAAGAGAAACAGCUUCCUAGAAACAUGUGAACUGGAGAAGCACCAGGAAAUCCCCACAGUGAAAAACAUUAGAGGAAAGGUUCCAAGAAUCCACUAUAAUAGGAAACCCUUCAGAUGUGAGGAAUGUGGCAAAUGCUUCAGCUAUUUUUCUUACUAUGUUAGACACCAGAGAAUCCACACUGGGGAGAAACCCUUUGAGUGUAAUGAGUGUGGAAAAGCCUUUAAUGGCAAUUCUUCAUUAAUUCGACAUCAGAGAAUCCACACUGGAGAGAAACCCUAUCAGUGUGAAGAGUGUGGGAGAGCCUUUAAUGAUAACGCAAAUCUGAUCAGGCAUCAGAGAAUCCACAGUGGGGACAGACCCUAUCUCUGCACGGAGUGUGGAAAUGGUUUCACCAGUAGUUCUGAGUUUGUUAUACACCAGCGAAUUCACACUGGGGAGAAACCCUAUGAGUGUAAUGAGUGUGGAAAAGCUUUUGUUGGUAAUUCACCACUGCUGCGACAUCAGAAAAUCCACACUGGAGAGAAACCUUAUGAGUGUAAUGAGUGUGGCAAAAGCUUCGGACGGACUUCUCAUCUUAGUCAGCAUCAGCGUAUUCACACAGGGGAAAAGCCUUAUUCUUGUAAAAUAUGUGGGCAAGCCUUCAAUUUUCAUACAAAACUAAAUCGGCACCAGCGAGUCCACAGUGAGGUGAAACCCUUUGACUGUGUAGAUUGUGGAAAAGCCUUUAGUGCUCAGGAUCAAUUAAAAAGGCAUCUAAGAAUCCAUAUUCAGGAGACUUCCUAUGUGUGUGAUGAGUGUGGAGUAGUCUUUACUAGCAAAAGAAAUCUGCUUCAGCAUCAAAGAGUCCAUACUAGAGAGAAAACCUGUGAAUAUGUCAAGUAUGAAAAAACCUUUAGGACUUCUUCCCAGCUAGAUCAUAUCCACCCUGGAGAGAAGCCAGUGCUGGAUGUUGGAUGUUUUGGCCUCCCAGAAUUUUUUACCCCCUUUUACUGGUCAUCCAUAACACCCAAGACAUGGUGGCUCCUAGUGUAAUCUUCUUACAGUGUCUCUUAAUAACAUGUGGACUCCUACAAGGCCAAUUAACAUCACAGCUUUCGUUGAACUGGAUCUGGGAUUCUCCAGGGCUUUGGCUUCCGGACAAUGACUGGCUGAGUCAACAUAGACAGGAGGUUGGUCUCCUCCGGACAUACUAGUCCAUGCAGACAGGAGCCAGUGUCUUCAGGACCUGCUGGGAGGCACCACCGCAGGAGUAAAAGGGCGAGGCCUGUGUUAUGGAUCUUACACCUUCCUAGAAAUAUGAAACAACGGAAUCAUCCUACUAUUUAAGAAAAGGAAAACAUUUUUCCCUAAGACUCGAGGAAGAAGCUCCAGCCCCACCAUCAACACCCGAAGCUGAAAUUCCACUUCAUCGAUUCCCUGAACAACUUGCUUAUGGGACAUUAACACUGUCUUUAAGUACUGUGUAAGUAUUUAAAAGUGACAUCUUGAAAACUAACAUUACUGUGUACUUUGUGCAUUUUGUGCCCUUCCACAUGUGUAAGUAUAUAUACCUUCUUAUGCAUAAUACAUGAUAUGUAAUCAUAAAUUAAUUAUCCCAUGUAUAUAAGCAAGUACAUCAGCCUAUUGAUAUUACAUACACAUUAAACAGUUCAACUCACAUUAGAUUCCAGGGGUAAUUGAAGUGAUUGAUAUUAUACAGGACAUAUGUUUAUUAAUCAUACAUAUCACAUAAAGUCAAAUCAUUUCCAGUCAUCAUGCUUAUCAUAACCGAUAACCAGAGCUUAAUAAUCAAGCCACAAUCAACCCAUCCACAAAUAUGUCUCUCUCCUUGUUCUAGGGCAAUGAACCAUGAGGAUUUCUAUAAAUGAACUGUAUCUGGCAUCUGGCUCCUAUUACUUCAGGACCAUCUCACCUAAAAUUGCCUACUCUUUCCUCUUCAAUAAUAUACCUCGAUGGACUAAUGGCUAAUCAGCCAUGUUCACACAUAACUGGUUUCAUGCUUUUGGUAUUUUUAAAUUGGGGGGCAUGCUGUGACUCAGCUUUGGCCAUCAGAGGUCUUAACACAGCCGAGAAACUUGUAGCUGAGCUUGAAUUGAGUAUUAUUUUCCAACAUCAUCUACCAUAAUAUGUUAUUGCGUCAAUGGUCACAGGAUAUAGAGCAGCUACACACAUACCACACAGGCACACUCAUAUCUGAUAAACAGCUUGCUUAAUCAAACCCCUACCCCACUAAUUCUCAUACUUUAUAUACCAUUAUCACCCUGCCAAACCCCCAAAACAAGUCAAAGCAUAUAAGAUUCAACUAACGCACCUAACAAACAUACUGCUGUCACUUCACCAACCCAAAGUAAGUGUAACUCCAAACUUGCCUCUUAACUAUACCAUUGAAUUAUGUACAUAUAUAAGGCUUAUAUAGACAGCCAUCCCCCUCGAUCUGUCAUUUACCUCAAACAAAAUUAAAAUUACAUUUUAAUAAUCUCCACAAGAAAAAAAUUAUUUCAGUAUUUUAACACAUUGUCAAUCAAUUACAUAAAUAUGAUACAUACAAAAUCCUACUCAACCUAAUGAUGAAGCUUAAUAAUUAAAGCGAGGCACUGUAAAUACCUAGUUGAGUUUACUAACUCCAUAAACCCAUAGAUUUGGCCCUACCCUUUCUAUUAAUUUCAAAUAAAAUUACACAUGAAAGUAUCUGCAUCCCAGUGAGAAUAUCCUUUAAAUCAAAAAAGAUUAAAAGGAGCAGGCAUCAAGCACACUAAAAAGUAGCUCAAAACAACUUACUUAACUACGCCCUUAUGGGAAAUGGCAGUGAUAAAAAUUAAGCCCCAAACAAAAGUUUCUAAGUUAUAUUAACUAAUUAGGGUUGAUAAAUUUCGUGUCAGCCACCUUGGUCAUAAGAUUAACCCAUGUUAAUAGAAAUCCAGUGAAAAGCGUGUUAAAGAUUACCCCAAAAUAAAAUGAAGUCCUAGCUAAGGUGUAAAAAGCCAUAGCUAAAACAAAAAUAAACUAUGAAAGUGACUUUCAUAUUUCUGAUUACAUGACAGCUAAGAUCUAAACUGGGAUUAGAUAUCCCACUAUGCUUAGCCGUAAAUUCAAAUAAUUAUAACAAUAAAAUGAUUUGCUAGAAUACUACCCGCAUCAACCUAAAAGUCAAAAGACUUGGCAGUGAUUCAUACUCCUCUAGAGGAACCUAUUCUGUAAUUGAUAAACUCUGAUAAACCUCACCAGCCCUAAGUAUUGUCAUCCUCAGGAAACUUUGGUAAACAAUAGUAAGCAAAAUUAUCAGACAUCAAAAUGUUAGAUCAAAUUGUAACCUCUGGGAGGGGAAGAAAUGGGCUAUAUUUUGUACCUCAGGAACAUAAAAUAUAUAAAAUUCUGUAACACACACACACACACACACACACUGACUCCCCCCUCAAAGUGAUAACUUCAUAUCCCAGUAAUAAGUUCCAAACAUACAAGAGGAGAUAAGUGAGCAUACUGGAAAGUAUGCUUGGAUGAAUCAAAGUGUAGCUUAAAGAAAAGUACCUGGUUUACACCCAGGAGAUUUCAUACUGCAUGAACACUUUGUACUGAAACUAGCCCAAACUUCCCACCGAAUUCAACUACCAUAAGUGAAUUAAACAUUCAUUCAACAUCUAAAGUAUAGGAGACAGAAAUUUAAAUCUGGUGUUAUAAAGUAUGCUACGGAAAUGAUGAAAGAAGUACUCAAAAUACCAAAAAGCAAAGCUUACCUCUUUUACCUCUUGCAUAAUGAUUUAACUAGAAAACUUUAACAUAGAGAACUUAAGUUAGAUAACCUGAAAGCAGAUGAGCUACUUAUGAACAGUUUACAAGAACAAACUCACCUAUAUGGCAAAAUAGAAGAUUUUCGGGUAAAGGUGACAAGCCUAACAAGCCUGAUGAUAGCUGGUUGUCUAGAAAAGAAUUUUAGUUCAACUUUAAAUAUUACUUAAGAAACAUAACUUUUAUUAUAACUUUAAAUGUUAUUCGAAAAAGGUACAGCUUUUAGUAUCAGGAUACACAGUUCCCCAGAGAGUAAGCAUAAACAAUACUUGGCUUAAAAGCAGCCACCAAUUGCAAAAGUGUUCAAGGUCGACCACACAUUCAUCUUAAAUACCAAUAGUAAAUAAACCAACCCUGAUUUAAUACUGGACUAAUCUAUUAAUAGAAGCAAUAUUAAGUCAGUAUGAGUAACAAGUAGUAUUGCUCCUUGCGUAUGCUUAUAUCAGAACAUUAACCUACUGAGAGUUAACAGUAAAAUAAACCUAAACCAAUACCUAGUUAUUUAUUAAAACAAUUGUUAAACCCAACACAGGCAUGAAUUUAAGGAAAGAUUUUAAAAAGUAAAAGGAACUCAGCAAUCACAAACCCUGCUCCUUUAUAAAAAAACAUUACCUCUGGCACUUCUAGUAUUAGAGGCACUGCCUGCCCAGUGACAUCUGUUUAAUGGUCAUGGUAUCCUGAGUGUGGAAAGGCAGCAUAGUCAUUUUUUCUCUAAAUAAGGACCUGUAUAACUGAUCACACGAGAGUAUUACUGUCUCUUUUAAUCAGUGAAAUUGACCUUCCUGUGAAGAGGCAGGAAUAAUAUGAGAAGACCCUAUGGAGGUUUAAUUAAUUAAUCCAAAAAAAUAAUAACUGUACUUUAAGGAAAAACAUAGCCUUUUUUUUUUAACAUGUGUAUACUGCAGUUUUAUUUCAAUUGCACAAACGAAGUUCAUGUGUAGGAAAUAUAAAUGAAACAGUACAGUAAAAAUAGCAGAGAACCAAAACUCUAAAAAGGAAGUACACCUAAAGCACAAGAAUUAGUGUUUAGUGUUUCAUCUUCAGUUUUGUUUGACACUUAAUGCUUGCAAAUUUUGAAACAAACUUUGAGAUCAUAAUGACUCUUCUGAAGAGAUUUCAGUACAAGCACUAAGAUUUGGACAUUCAGUUGGUUUGCAAUUGAGUUGUUAGCUAUUUACAUAGUGUAUAGUACAGACUUCUCACAGGUCAGAUCACCUUCCUGUAAUUAGAAAGGAUCCCCUAAACUGCACUCAGCUUAAGACAUCCAAUGUACAAGGGCAUGAAAACCAUCAUAAUAAUGUGGGUCCAAGUAACAGUUUUGAUAAGGAAAAUAAACAAGCUUCUGUUUCCCAUUUUAAUUACUGAAAUCUCUAACAAUGACAAAACUGUCACAGGACAGUAACUGUAUACAGUAAUUCGAUAAAACUUCUUGGAAAGAACACAUUAGCAAUCUGAGAUAAUGCAGAAUGACAGGAAAUAAAACGUGAUUCAACACUGGUUCUUUCUGUCGUUUUUACACAGACAUCAUGUUACUAUUAGACCAAGGCACAAAACGUUUAGUGCAUAAACCAGUUUCUUUUUUAAGAUCUAGCAUUCUUAUCGUAGCCUUUUAUCUUACUUUGGACCACUUGUACCCAAUACUCUAUCCUACUAUAGACUGUUUAACUUAAUCAACAAAAUCCAAAGUGAUUUCUGACUAGAUUUAUGGGGGACAUAAACAUUUAUAUCAUCGGGACUUCCUUGGUGGUCCAGUGGUAAAGAAUGCACCUUACAAUACAGGGGACGCGGGUUCAAUCCCUGGUUUGGGAACUAAGAUCCCACAUGCCGUAAGGCAACUAAGCCCACGUGCCCCAACUACUGAGCUCGUGCGCCUCAACUAGGGCCUGUGUGCCGCAAACUACAGAGCCCACGCACCCUGGAACCUCCCACCAUAACUAGAGAGAAGCCUGCGCGCCACAAUGAAAGAUCCUGCAUGCUGCAACUAAGACCUGAUGCAGCCAAAAAUAAAAAUAAAUAAAUCUUUAAUUAAAAAAAAUUCAUAUCAAAGUGUUUGCAUAACCAAAAGUACAAUAAUAAAGAUGAAAAUGCCUAUUUCUUUUAGAAAGUAGUACUUCAUAAGCUUGCUGCAUCUUUAAUGUCUUUACUAUUGGAUGAUAAUGAAUAGUUGGUAGAAAAAAAGAAAUGUAUACUUGAAUUAUGAUAGCUUAUCCAUCACAAAUUAAUCUAAAAAUGAAGUUUCUACAGAAACAGGAACUAUCUUAACAAGGAAAAAAAAUUCCUUCAUUCAAACCUCUUUGAAGUGGUAAUGGCUGCAAACCUGCAGCAUUUAGAAAACUAUGCUAUCAACAAGAUCUGUCUUAUGAAUUUAGAUUAAGAAAUCUAAAAAGCAGAUGAAAGUGGAUUAUUUCUUCAAAAUUUUAGUACAACUACUGAUAACCAAAGAUUUCAAAGCAAAUAUGGCACAUAACAACUCAAGCAUAAAUCAGGAUGGAGAGCCUGGAGAAUUUGAUUUCCUGAAUUUUCAAAAAAUUCUGUCAUUGCAACAUACAGGAUUUCUCCCCUAUUUUAAUCUUAGAAGUCUCAAAGAAAAGGGAGUGGAUAACAUACACACACACGAGUGCCCACACAAACACGCACGCGCACACACACAUGCACACGGCGGUAAGUAGAGUAUCUAGUUCCUUCUUCCCACCACCUAAGUCUAUUAAAAGAAAAUUAUGCAGGACC
Molecule: messenger RNA, 9308 nt
Organism: Orcinus orca (killer whale)
Lineage: Eukaryota; Metazoa; Chordata; Mammalia; Artiodactyla; Delphinidae
Gene: ZNF19
Product: zinc finger protein 19
Exons: 15
Coding region: 2427-3830 (467 amino acids)
Biological process (GO): regulation of transcription by RNA polymerase II
Cellular component (GO): nucleus
Molecular function (GO): DNA-binding transcription factor activity, RNA polymerase II-specific; RNA polymerase II transcription regulatory region sequence-specific DNA binding
Source: RefSeq, a predicted model, not a curated record